This is a messenger RNA of Andrographis paniculata, 1638 nucleotides long. RefSeq lists its product as uncharacterized. Gene Ontology annotation, molecular function: ubiquitin binding. The transcript has 5 exons. Bases 405 to 1223 code for a protein of 272 amino acids. The record is from RefSeq and is a predicted model, not a curated record. NCBI's taxonomy places the organism in Eukaryota, Viridiplantae, Streptophyta, Magnoliopsida, Lamiales, Acanthaceae.
UCGCAGCGCCGUCAUCCUUGCCCAAAAGACGCCAUUACCACAAAAGAGGAUUACGAUGGGAAAUUUGCUAUGGCGGAAAUUCUGAUGAUCGAUUAGGUCAGAUAAAUUACGUGGUUCUUGGUUGUUGCGUCCUAGGUUUCGAUUGACGGGCAUAUGCGUAUUCGGAUUUACCCAAGAAUAUACGCAUAGCUGGGUUUUCAAUCAAGGAAGAUUCAUUCGAUCAAUUCCUUGCGGAAUUGAAUAAACUCCACCGGAUUGAUCUAUCUGAUCUUGCGCUUGCCUUUGUCUACUUCUGUUCAAAUUUGGGUAGAAAAAAAAAAAUUGGUUGAAUCUGCAUGAGAGAAGCGGACUUAGAGGGAUUGGAGACAGAGUAGACAGAGAAAUUUCUUCUUGAUCGAAGAAACAUGUCUGCCGUUGUGUGCGGAAAGAGAUCGAAUAUCUUUGAGGAAUCGCCGUCGUCGCCGCCUGUGUCUAAGAGAAUCCGUUGUUCGUCUUCGUCUUCCCCUGGCCGGACUUUUUCUCCGCCGAGGGCUGCCGCCGCCGCGUCUAAUUACUCUGUCCCCAAUUCGGCGAUAGAUCAUCUUAUUGCGCUCUUUCCUGACAUGGACAGACAGUUUCUGGAGAAAGCCCUUGAAGAAACAGGGGAUGAUUUGGAUUCCGCAAUCAAAAGAUUGAGUGACCUUUGUUUAAGUGCUGCAGGAAGCACAUCAGAUCUUACCCAUAAAAUUGACCCUCAAUUCACGGCUAAAGUGAGCAACGGAGGAACUGCUUCAGCAGAAGAGCCACCGAAACAGAGCAAUGUGCCUGCUAAUGGCGCAGAGUGGGUGGACCUCUUGGUUGGGGAAGUUCUAAGUUCUUCAAAUGUCGAGGAUGCUAAGGCACGCUUGUCGCGAGCACUUGAGGUACUGGAGAAGUCCAUUCGUGAAAAUGCAACCGCUGAGGCAGCUAAUGGCUUUCGGAAGGAGCACUCAAUGCUGAAGCAACAACUCGAAGCCCUCCUACAGGAAAACGCUAUUUUGAAGCGGGCUGUGUCCAUUCAACAUGAGCGACAGAAGGAAUUCGAUGAAAUGGGCCAGGAGUUGCAUCAGCUGAAACAGCUUGUCUCCCAAUACCAGGAGCAACUGCGAACACUAGAGGUUAACAACUAUGCUCUUGCGAUGCAUCUGAAGCAGGCGCAGCAGAGCAACUCUCUGCCCGGGCGCUUUCACCCUGAUGUGUUUUAGUUUAUUAUAACCAACCGGUCCCGUGGUGUCGUUGUAUGUGGUAAGACAGUCAGACAGACAGGCAUAUGGUGCAUAAGAAGCUAUAAAAUAAUAAGAAUGAGCACCUUAGAUUUCCCAUACUUAGGCUGCGACGGCCAUAUGAUAUCUGCUUUUAGUUGGUUUAAUGUUGGAGUUUGCAAUGUCACUCAUUUACUGUCCGUUGUUACUUUCUCUUGAUUGGAUUUCUCUUCUAUCGUAUUUGGGCAGAUUUUUAUUAUUAUUUUUAUUAUUAAUUUAUUUUUAUAAAAUGUUGUAGUCAAUUCUUAUUUACAUGCAAAAGACAAAAUAUAGUCUGUUAGUUAAUGGCUAUAAGUGCUGCUGUACGUACAUUGUAAUAUCUUGCGUUUGAUAUUUUAUGUUUACAGCUUCUGCCCCA